UGUGUGGGACAUUAACAACGAAGUUCUAUCUGUAUUACAAUGUUUUGGGAUAAUUAGAUUUUAGAUUACAGUGUUUUAGACAAAAUGGCGCAAAUGGAACAACAAUUACCACUUCAAACACCUGAUUUAAGUACUAUUCGUAUAAGUACAGCUGUUUCCAUGCUUGGCAAAGCAUAUGGAUGUGGACAAUGUCAUGGUCAUGCUCCCCUAUCUGGAUCUUCGACAAGUGCUCCGGUCGUAGGAGGACCCGAAGCAGCUGGGAACAAUGUUGUGGCUUCCAGUUCCUUAGGACUUGUACCCAUACAACAGACACACACACCACCGCAACCUCCUGAACUGCCAACGUUUUCAUGUCCUCGGAGACCAGACAUAGGACGUGAAGGCAAACCAAUCAAUUUAAGGGCCAAUCACUUCCAAAUUACUAUGCCACGCGGUUAUGUACAUCAUUAUGAUAUUAAUAUUCAACCUGAUAAGUGUCCUCGUAAAGUUAAUAGAGAAAUUAUAGAAACAAUGGUACAUGCAAAUAGCAAACUAUUCGGAACUCUUAAGCCUGUGUUUGAUGGCAGAAAUAAUUUAUAUACAAGAGACCCCAUACUGAUUGGUAACGACAAAGUAGAAUUAGAGGUUACACUACCUGGAGAGGGUAAAGACAGAGUUUUUAAAGUAUUUAUAAAAUGGAUGGCUCAAGUUUCACUAUUUGCUUUAGAAGAAGCUCUAGAAGGACGUACAAGACAAAUACCAUAUGAUGCUAUACUUGCUUUAGAUGUUGUAAUGAGGCAUUUACCAUCCAUGACAUAUACUCCAGUAGGUAGAUCAUUCUUCAGUACGCCUGAUGGAUACUAUCAUCCCUUAGGAGGUGGUAGGGAAGUCUGGUUUGGUUUCCAUCAGUCUGUUAGACCAUCACAAUGGAAAAUGAUGCUGAAUAUUGAUGUAUCUGCAACUGCAUUUUACAAAGCACAACCAGUUAUAGAGUUUAUGUGUGAAGUGUUAGAUAUUCGAGACAUAAACGAACAAAAGAAACCACUCACAGAUUCCCAACGAGUUAAGUUUACAAAAGAAAUCAAAGGACUUAAAAUUGAAAUUACACACUGUGGAACGAUGAGGCGGAAGUAUCGAGUGUGUAAUGUUACUCGCAAACCGGCCCAAAUGCAGUCGUUUCCACUCCAACUAGAAAAUGGACAAACAGUUGAGUGUACCGUUGCAAAGUAUUUCUUAGACAAGUACAAAAUAAAGUUGCGCUAUCCACAUCUUCCUUGCUUACAAGUCGGACAAGAACACAAGCAUACAUACUUGCCACUUGAGGUGUGUAAUAUUGUUGCUGGUCAACGUUGCAUCAAGAAAUUGACCGACAUGCAGACGUCUACUAUGAUAAAAGCAACAGCCCGUUCAGCUCCAGACCGUGAACGAGAAAUAAAUAAUUUGGUUAAAAGAGCUGACUUCAAUAAUGAUUCAUACGUUCAAGAAUUUGGUCUGACGAUAUCAAAUAGUAUGGUGGAAGUUAGGGGUCGUAUUUUAGUCCCGCCUAAGUUGCAGUAUGGAGGGCGCGUAAGUUCCCUCAGUGGACAGACAAAACAGCAGGCUGUGCCUGCCCAAGGUGUUUGGGAUAUGCGCGGCAAGCAAUUCUUCACAGGUGUGGAAAUCAGAGUUUGGGCAAUUGCUUGCUUUGCACCACAAAGGACUGUGCGUGAAGAUGCACUUCGAAUGUUCAUAGCACAGUUGCAGAGAAUAAGUAAUGAUGCGGGGAUGCCAAUUGUGGGGCAACCAUGUUUUUGUAAAUAUGCUACUGGGCCAGAUCAAGUAGAGCCCAUGUUCAAGUAUUUAAAAAUGACAUUUGCAUCAUUGCAACUUGUGUGUGUUGUACUGCCUGGGAAAACUCCCGUAUAUGCUGAAGUUAAAAGGGUAGGAGAUACCCUUCUGGGUAUGGCAACACAAUGUGUGCAGGCAAAAAAUGUUAAUAAAACGUCACCACAAACACUGUCCAAUUUAUGCCUGAAGAUUAAUGUAAAACUGGGUGGUAUUAAUAAUAUUUUAGUACCCAGUAUCAGACCAAAAGUAUUUGACGAACCUGUCAUUUUCUUUGGAGCUGAUGUAACUCAUCCUCCUGCUGGAGAUAAUAAGAAACCGAGUAUAGCUGCAGUAGUUGCUAGCAUGGAUGCUCAUCCAUCUCGAUAUGCAGCUACUGUUCGAGUUCAGCAGCACAGACAGGAAAUCAUACAAGAACUUAGUUCAAUGGUGAGGGAACUUCUUGUAAGAUUUUAUAAGAGCACUGGAGGGUAUAAGCCACAUAGGAUAAUUCUUUAUCGGGAUGGUGUCUCGGAAGGCCAGUUUCUGCAUGUAUUACAGCACGAGUUAACUGCCAUUCGUGAAGCUUGUAUGAAACUCGAAGAUGAUUAUAAACCUGGUGUAACAUUUAUUGUAGUACAAAAAAGACACCAUACUCGCUUAUUCUGCGCAGAAAAGAGAGAACAAAGUGGAAGAAGUGGAAAUAUACCUGCGGGUACAACAGUUGAUAUUUGUAUUACACAUCCAACUGAAUUUGAUUUUUAUUUAUGUAGUCACCAGGGUAUACAGGGCACGUCACGACCCUCACAUUACCAUGUUCUCUGGGAUGAUAAUCAUUUUGAAAGCGAUGAAUUACAAUCUCUUACGUAUCAACUGUGUCACACAUAUGUUAGGUGUACAAGAUCUGUUAGUAUACCUGCACCAGCAUACUAUGCUCACCUUGUAGCAUUCCGAGCUAGAUAUCAUUUGGUAGAAAAAGAACAUGAUAGUGGAGAGGGUUCUCAUCAAUCAGGCUGCAGCGAGGAUAGAACACCAGGUGCAAUGGCAAGAGCUAUCACAGUUCAUGCAAAUACCAAACGGGUUAUGUACUUUGCAUAAUUUUUUUUACUCGUUGUACACACAUGCAACUUAUAUCAUAAGAUUUUAAUCAUCAUAUCUUGCAUGUGAAUAUUCCUAGAUUGUUUUAGUGCUAGAAAAUAUUGCGUGACCAAGUUCUUGCUUAUUUAAGUAAGUCUGCCCAAUGUUCAAGACGCAUGAAAGAUUCUUGUAUUGAGGUUAGUUGUCUUCUUUCUUUGUGUAAAAUGUUUUAUGUAUGGUAUCAAUGACUAGGCUUUGGACAGACUUUUUACAUUUAAUAUUUUAUGAAGUAAGUUUCAAAAGAGGUGCUUUUAGUUAAUCAUGUUUUGGAUUAGAUUAAGAUGUACGCAGCUUGACUGGUGAGUUAUUUUGCUUUGAAGACUAUAAACAGAUAAUUAAAGACAUAAAUCAACUGCCGUGCAUAUUAUUAGUAUCAUUCUUGAGAAU
This is a messenger RNA of Dufourea novaeangliae, 3306 nucleotides long. It is a transcript of the gene AGO1, whose product is annotated as protein argonaute-2. Gene Ontology annotation, molecular function: protein binding; RNA binding. The record is from RefSeq and is a predicted model, not a curated record. Lineage: Eukaryota; Metazoa; Arthropoda; Insecta; Hymenoptera; Halictidae. The transcript has 13 exons. Bases 85 to 2880 code for a protein of 931 amino acids.